This is a messenger RNA of Aspergillus aculeatus ATCC 16872, 465 nucleotides long. Its product is annotated as GFA family protein. The coding region runs from base 1 to 465 and encodes 154 amino acids. Lineage: Eukaryota; Fungi; Ascomycota; Eurotiomycetes; Eurotiales; Aspergillaceae. Gene Ontology annotation, molecular function: carbon-sulfur lyase activity. The transcript has 3 exons. The record is from RefSeq and is a predicted model, not a curated record.
AUGACUCUCAUCGGAAGCUGUCUCUGCGGCAGUAUCACCUACACCGCUGAAAGUAUGUUCACCCCAGCCAACCAGAACCGUGAACUAACCAAGUUCCCCGCAGCCGAUGAGUACCUGAAAGCGCUCUGCCACUGCACUGACUGUCAAAAGUGGACCGGUGGCGCUUUCACCUCCAACGCAGUCGUUCCCCGCGAAAGCUUCAAAGUUACCAAAGGAACACCCUCCUCCUAUGACGUUGUCGGUGCCAGCGGCAAGAUCAACAAGCACUUCUUCUGUCCGACUUGCGGAUCCAGCUUGUACACUGAGCUCGAAGUCAUGGCCGAUAAGACGGUGAUCAAGGCGGGUACUUUGGACAAUGGCGACACCAACCUGGGUGGGAAGGUGGAUAUCGAGUUCUACGUCAAGGACCGGCCGUCGUAUUUGGCUGCUGUCGAGGGCGCCAAGCAGGAGCCGCGCUUUGGUUGA